Molecule: messenger RNA, 954 nt
Organism: Aspergillus tanneri
Lineage: Eukaryota; Fungi; Ascomycota; Eurotiomycetes; Eurotiales; Aspergillaceae
Product: alpha/beta hydrolase family esterase
Exons: 2
Coding region: 1-954 (317 amino acids)
Molecular function (GO): feruloyl esterase activity
Source: RefSeq, a predicted model, not a curated record
AUGAAGCUCUCCAACGCUGCUGUCACAGUACUUCUCCCUGGCUUCGCCCAUGCGGCUGGUUCUGCGGGCUGUGGGAAGCCAUUACCCAAAGAUCAAAGCCCUGGAGGGAACAGCCAUCCAACAGACUUCAUCACGUCGGACGGUACUCCACGGACUUAUUUAAUUCACAUCCCGUCCAACUACAAUGUGAAUCGACCGGUACCGUUGAUUUUUUCAUUCCACGGGAGACAUAAGACCGCCGAAAGCCAAGAAGCUCUUUCACAAUUCAGCAACGAAGAUUGGAACCCGGAUGCGAUCGCCGUGUAUCCUCAGGGGCUGGACAAACAAUGGCAGGGAGACCCUGACUCUGAAGGGGUGGACGAUAUCAUGUUCACCAUAGAAAUGCUCGAGCACUUCGAGGACCGAUAUUGCCUCGAUACAUCGCGUGUCUAUGCCGCUGGGAAGUCCAACGGAGGCGGAUUCACCAACCUUCUCGCCUGUGACACCACCGCGUCCACUCGCAUCGCUGCCUUUGCUCCGGUCUCGGGCGCCUUCUACCAAGACGAACCCAAGGACGAUGAUAGUGACUGUGAUCCAACCACGGUGCCGAUUCAGUGCAGUCCCGGCAGGUCUCCCAUUCCGAUCAUCGAGUUCCACGGCGCUGACGAUCACACGAUCCCCUACACUGGAGGAAACCGACGGGGUAAAUGCCUCCCUUCGAUUCCGCAUUUUGUGAGCGAAUGGUCAGAGCGCGAUGGAUUCGGACUGCACAACAAGACGACGGAUCUGUACGAUGGCCAUGUGCAACGAUACGAGUAUCCGAGCGGCGUUGGUCCAGGCACGGUGACGCACUAUCGGAUUGGGGGGUUGGGACAUGACUGGCCUAGCAGGGGGCCAAAUAGCGAUAAUCCAAAUGGCACGUAUUUAGAUGCGACGCCAUUGAUUCUGGAUUUCUUCAAUCGAUGGACAUUAUAA